AUGGAGGCUCUUCAAUCAAUUUCUGGUCUUGGAUUCCAGACUGAUUCGAAACUGGAUCUCUCUGCCAAAGACAAGAGAUAUCUCACAAACGUCGAAAAGGCUCUUGUCACCUUUGAUACCCUCCAAGAGUGGGCCGACUAUAUUGCAUUCCUAUCUCGACUACAAAAGGCAUUGCUGCUUGGAGACGACUCUGUGGAGCCUCAAUCUGUCGAAUGGAUCCCAUUGAGUAAUCAAGUCUCGAGAAAAUUGGCGCUUUGUCUCUCGCCUAAGUUGCCAAAUGGUGUCCACCAGAAGGCUUUGAGCCUAUACGAGUUAAUAUUUCGAGCUCUUACAAACGAUGCCUUCAACGAACAUAUCAACGUAUGGCUCCCAGGGUUUCUUCCUGUUGUUUCCUACGCGUCAAUGCAGUUAAAGCCUCAAGUGCUCAAUAUAUAUAAGACCUACGUUUUUCAGAAACUCAAACAGAGUACGAUACGGUCUAUUGCAAAGCCCGUAUUACUUUCCCUUCUUUCAGUCAUUGAUGAUGAGAAUUCCGAGGUGUACAAAGAUGCUUUUGCUCUUUUGGAUGCCUUUAAAGUAGCCAUGAACGACAACUCCUUGUUCUGGCAAACGAUUUUUCUUUGCAUCACUAGUAGCCCUGAAAGAAGAUUGGGAGCAUUGAACUGGUGUGUUGCACGUCUACCGUCAUUCAAAUUGCUUAAAGAUGAAAAGGGCUCCCGACUUUCUUCCGAGGCAGAAUCUUGUUUGAAACCUGAACCGGGCCUUUUGGUCCGUGCAUUUGCUGCCGCAUUAGACACAAGCACUUCUUUCAAUCAGGCUAAUGACAUUGUUGUGGUACGUGGUUUCUUUGAUUUAUUGUUGUCUCAUUUACCGCUCUCAUCAGAGGUAUUCCAGCAUGAAUUUUCUGCAUCAGAUAAGGAGCUUUUAAUCAUGGCUUGCUGUAGAAUCACUUUAAAAAAAGACAUGAGUUUGAACAGGCGCUUGUGGAGUUGGCUUCUUGGUCCUGAGCUGGCCGACGAAUCUACUGAUGGCGACUCUCGCGUAAACUACUUUGCUGAUAAUGCCCUUCCGAUAUUAUCAGAAGGUGUGCUCAAAAUGGUGAACUCCAAGGACUCUUCAAUGACAGUUAAGGGUCUCAAGAUUGCUUUGUCCUUCAUGCUAGAUCGCUGGGAAAUCAGUCAGUUGGUGGCUCCUCGCUUCUUUACUCUGAUUUUGCUGGCAUGUUUCAUCUCAGUCAACAGCCAAAGAGAAGGUAAGCUGGAAAUUUUGGCGAAUACAAAGCUUUUCUUCGAUGCCGUUGAAGCAAGCUUUAUUUGGGAGUACAUUAUUUGUGAGUUAAUAUUAAGUGACACGUCUCCUCAAUAUGAGAUGCUCUGUUUCUUACUCAAGAAUUUCGAUUUUCACGAUCAAGAAAUUGCUAUUCAUAUUCCCCUAGCAAUGUUGUGCUUGCUAUUAAAAUGUGAGAUAUCGGUGAAAUCUGUGGAAACUCUAAAACUUUUGCUGGGACUCGCUCAGCCCCGGCUUUUUGCUCCUAUACUGAGGGUUGAUCGACUCAACAAAGAACCUUUCUUAGAGAAAGUCAAGGAUUAUUACGAAAAUCUUCGGGGUGAUUAUGAUGUCGAGUUUCCAAUCAAGAAGUCCGACAUGUCUUUCAUGCUUUUAGAUUGCUUGAAAGAUUGGUAUGUUGACAGCGUAUCAAAGGGCUUCUUGAAUGAUGAACUCUCAUCUAUUUUAUGUCAUUUCCUUUUCACAAUUCCAACAGAAAACUACGAGAUACUUCAUUUUUCGGAUAAGAUACUUUUGGAUACAAUAUUUCACAUAAGGCCUUUUUGUUUUCAGCUAGAUGAGAUGGAGAAUCAAAAGGCGCUUAGGUUGGUAUUGAGUGCUGUUAAGUUCACGCGCUAUCUUGUUAAAGCUUCCAAUACCCAACAAAGGAAUCGGAUCUUAAGGAUAUUUCUUUCCAAUUUGUGGUAUGCGCUUAUAAGCUCCUAUCCUGCCAACAAUGAAGUCGAAGCUGUUCGGAUCAUUUUUGAUCUCGAGCUCAGUUUUGAUAGCCAUGAGAUCGAGGCUGGCCUCGUUGAAAUGAUUCUUCAUACACCAAGGGAAACUCGAUCCAGUGCAUUUUAUAAACUCUGGGUCCACUCGGCAGAUCUUAGCACAUCUGAGUCGCUUCUUGCAGGUCCAUUGCGCUUACUAUUGGACGAUUUGCACGAUAAUGCAUCUGCAAGCUUCAUGGCAUCGAAGAGACUCGUGCGAAAUAUAUUAAAAGACGGAAGCGCUGCACGUUUCUUGAAGCUUCUUACAGACCCAAUUCUUGCGUUUGAUUUCAUCAAGUCCCUGAAAACUCAAAUUGGGCAUCAUGAUGACCUAAAAAAUUUUGCCUACAGCAUAGAGUCUAUCCACAAUGUGAUUCGAAGCAACGAAAAGCUAGUCAAGGAAACUUUGAAUCACGAGCUUGUUGUUUCGGAAGGCACUGAAUCGUUUGAACUUGUCAAAACAAAUGAAUGGGACAUCUCAAAUUACAAAUCAUUACAUUUGUCUGUACUUCACAAGUUUCUUGGCCUUGAGCUAUCUUCUGAAAUUCUUGAAAGCAGACAAUUACUUGACGACUACUCAAAAUGCGUCUCAUCAUGCCUUAAGCUCUUCUCUGAUUUGGUGAUGGGAUCAGAAGCUGAUUUUACAGCUCAUUUUGAAAAGCUUCUACUCUACUGCUUAUAUUAUGUCCAAGCAAUUAAUGAUAUACCGCUAGAGAUUGAAUUGGUACAGGCGGAGUAUAUCAACACUAUACAGAAGUUCUUGGAUUUGACCAAAUCCAUGAACAUUGAUAUUAGAUUGUUGCACACGAGCACGGAAUCAAAAGACCCACUUUUAGUAACUUUGAUAAUUGAGGGUAUCAAAAAAUGCCUGUCUGCAAUUCUUUUAGAGAAAUGGUUUGCGUUGCUCACUCGCUCUCUCUAUUCCUGGAGCGAAUCUGUCUUCAGUGUGAUCUUGACAUUAAAUGACGGUAUCAUUAACAAGAUUAAGACUUACUUCGAGCGAGUGAAGCGCUUUGAGAAGGUCAAUGACUUUGUCAAUCUAGAAACAUCGUUCUCCAUUCUUCUUAGCGGUCUUGAGGAUAUGCUUUCUAUCAGCCACUCAUACCUAUUGACCUCAAGCCUUCGUAGCAAUGCCAAAGUGCCUACGGCAAAUGGCGACUCAGGCUUUUUGGGAAGUGUCAUUCUGGGAGUGUUUCAAAUUGAGUGUCCUAAUUUGCAAACAGAGGAGCAAAAUAGGAUAUAUUCUGUUCUCAUUUCAAUUCAAGAUGCUUCAAGGAUCGCCUUCGAGAUGUGGGAUUGGGCGGAAAAAGGUGUGCUGAAUCUUCCUGAGGAAUUUGCAUCCACAAAAUCAGCAACAUUUUUGAGUAAUAAGCUUAAAUUUAGGUCUCGAAAGCUUCUUGAGGCCCUCAUGGAUUUGGAGCGACAAGAAGUGAUUGAAACAAUUAUUGAGAGCUCAAGUGAGAAUCUAACAAAGCUCAAACUUCUACAUGUUCUUGACAACGGCAGACCACAAAUUACACUUCCACACAUAAUCAAUUCAAUCAUGACUCGCUGCUGCCCUCAAGGUCUUAAGGAAAGCAAUCGAUCAUCGAUGAAUUCACCUGUGACAUCAAAGCAACUCUCCGAGUUCCUAUACCCUUACUUUGAUUCGAUAGACACUGACACGAUUGAGGAUGUAUGGCAGAAAUUGGUGAUGUUCUUUAAGGAUGUCUUAGCACAUGCAUAUCACUUCAAAGCUUCGUUAUCAGAUUAUCUUCGUGUCCUCGCUGUGCUUGCCAACAAAAUAAGCGCUAAGAAAUCUAGUGAGAGAAAGGGGUAUACGAAAGAGCUUGCUGAUUUGUACCAAAGAAUGAUUACUGCGGCAUGUACCUUAUCCAUGGCGGAAAAUAAAGAUAAUCGUGAAGAGUUGGCGAUUGAGAAAAAUCUUCUUGAGACCUUGAUCUCAUUGAUUGAUUCUUUGAGUGAUGUCUUGCAAGAUUCUGACAAGGUUACAGCAGCGGUGAACACAAUUGUCAACCUUGCUUUGGUUCCCAAUUUGGGUGGCAAAUCCGACAACUGUGAGUUGGCUCUCAAUUUGAUGAAAUUGAUCGGGUCAGCACAUCCAACCCGUGUAUGGAGAAACGUCGUCAGCAAUGCCUUUAAUGACAACAAUUUCUUUGUCGCCGAGAUCUAUAAACAGAAUCAAUGGAAAUCUCUUUUGAGCAUUUGGGCAUCAACAGAAAAUGAUGCGUUGACUGAUCUUAUCGCCAGAAUAUCACCUCCGACAAAGAGCACUGCCGCCAAUAUCUUUGUAUGGAAUGAGAAAUCUGAGCUAGAAGAUAAGUUGUAUGUGUUGAAGAGGGUAGCAUACUUGAUAUUAGUGCUGUCUCCUGACCAUUUUGCAAACGUUUUAGAUGAGCUCUGCACUCGUAUUUUUUCAGUCAUCAAUGGCUCAUGCCCUGCACUGUUUAGAACAGAAUCUUUCGUGCUUCUUAGAGCUAUUGCAUUAAGAUUCGAUCAAAUACACCUACUGGCAUAUUGGUCUCCUAUCACGCAGAGCCUCGUGGAAGUGUUCAGAUCAGCUCUUUUGAGAAGUCAAAAAGAGUUGGAACAGCUUGAAGACGAGGAAGUGCAGCUCGUAUUGGGUGCAUGCAAGCUUCUUGAUCAACUUCUUCUUUUAAGAUUUGACGAGUUUACGUUGAAAGAAUGGCUUUUUGUCGAAACCAACCCAAGCGUGAUCACCGACUCCACCAAAAAUGCUCCAACAACAUUGAUCGAUUUACUAGCAGUACACACGGAAAGCCUUUCUGUGAAGAGUUCAGCAGUUCAAGUAACACAUCCUAUUGCAGGCCAAUCUAACAAGCCUACCUUGUAUCGAGUGAAGAAGGUUGAAAGCAUCGGUAGCCUUAGAAGAUUCUUUGGCCUGUUCAGCUACAUUAAUUACGAGCAGACUUACAGUCUUGCUGGCCCCAAUUUAGAGGCUUGCUGUGAUGACGUUUUCCAGGACUUGUCGGUUUCAGGCUAG
Molecule: messenger RNA, 5040 nt
Organism: Candidozyma auris
Lineage: Eukaryota; Fungi; Ascomycota; Pichiomycetes; Serinales; Metschnikowiaceae
Exons: 1
Coding region: 1-5040 (1679 amino acids)
Biological process (GO): Golgi to endosome transport
Cellular component (GO): trans-Golgi network; endosome
Source: RefSeq, a predicted model, not a curated record